Messenger RNA from Cololabis saira (Pacific saury), 1295 nucleotides. RefSeq lists its product as uncharacterized. The record is from RefSeq and is a predicted model, not a curated record. The transcript has 7 exons. NCBI's taxonomy places the organism in Eukaryota, Metazoa, Chordata, Actinopteri, Beloniformes, Belonidae. Bases 223 to 1128 code for a protein of 301 amino acids.
UCUUUGGUUUCCACCUCAGUGCUUCAUUUGGAGGGGCUAAUUAGGUAGAUCGUGUGUGUUUCUUUCUGUCAUGUGAUUGGUCGCUUCUCUCCCUGAGCAAUUCAUAAGACCACGCUCCAAUGCGGGCAGUUUCAGUGAAUUUACUGAGUGCUCCACUGGGACAUUACUCCCCAUCUUUCAAAAGGAGGAUUCAAAACAAUAUUGUAUUGCUUUUUCUUGAAAAUGAUUAUCAUCCUUCUACUGUCAUGUGUCACCAUAGCGGUGUCUGCUGUACCAGUUGGUACCAGUUUACCCCAACUGUCACAAGGAGGAGCCACUCAAAGAGUCCAGCCUACUGGAGCCAUAAAUCAGAAGCUUGAAGCUCAGACAGCAGCCCCUCUUUCCCCUGAUUUAGAGCCUGGGAUUCCCCAGCAGCCAGAGCCCAAGGCCAUGCCCCAGCUCAGCCAUUCAUUACCGCUGUACACCUGGUUUCCACAAGGGGGCAGUCCGCUCACUGUUCCCAUGCAAGGGUUCGCUCCUCUGCCACAGCAGCCUCUGAUUUUUACACCGUAUGGAUUCCUACCACUUCUCUCAUCACCCUAUAACAAUCAGAUGGUCUCCCCGUAUGGCUUCCCAAGGACACAUGAGCCACCUCUUCCACAAACUUUGACAUAUCAGCCCCCGAGCAGUCCGGCGUUGCCUGCAGAAAACGCUGCUGCAGCAGCUGCACCUUCAGAAGCAGGACUUCAACAAACACAGCAACAGAAUCCCCAGGUGGUAUACUUGUUACAGCAACACAUGAACUCAGCACUUGGCGGACUUAGCUCGGAGGAACUUGAGAUGGCAAACAAAAUCAGUCAGUUGAGUGUGUACAUGCAAAGCGUGCUCACGAACGUUCCUGCGGGUGCUGGAUCGGUUCCACCGGAGAGCCGAGCGGCUGCUCUCGCAAACCAGGAGCAGCAAGGCGUCAAGGCGGCUUCUGGGAGUUCAGCAGCUGGAGUCGCACCCUCGCAGGGGCUGCCUUGCUCUGGGUCACAGGCCACUGCCAACAAUGUCCCUGCAGGUCUGGAGAAAGCAGCGCCAGAGUCUCCCGGUGUCCAAACACCUGGUCAACCGAAAGCCUCGUCCACACAUAAAAACCGAGUGUGAGGCUGCAGAGAUGGUUUACGUUAUGCAAAUGGAAAAACUGCUGCAAAAUGUAAAUUCAAUUGUGAUGUAAAUUGGCGAAGUAUCUCAAGCAUAUUAAUAGCUACAAGGAAGUAUUUAAUUUAUCAUCUUUAUUGCUUUUUUUCUUCCAUAAGUGAUAUCAAAUAAAA